UGAAGGGGAUCCGUUAAACUGUUACCUUAAAAUAAAAGAAAUGACAUUUUGUCAUUUCACCGAUGACGGCGUGGUAGAUAGCUCAGAUACACCCAGCCCUCCUUCGCUGAUCCGGUCCUAUUUUAGUUUUGCAGUUUCUCUCUAAUCAAGGGGCGACGUGGCGUUUGGCUGGUUCUGAUUCGGAAGAUUAUGAUUCAGAGUGCAUUAUCCUGUCGAAAUUUCUUACGAAAGUCGGACUUUUACCUCCGAAAUCAUUAAUAUUAGUACAUUACGUCGUCUACACUCUAGCCCUUCUUUCCCGCCAGAAAAUCCUCGAUGAGCCUUGGCUCAGGUGUAGGAUACAAUAAUUCUCGUCAGUCAAACACGUACGUUUUGUUUGUGUGAUCAGAAAUUUUAACUUGGAAAUGUAAUUAAGACGAGUCAACAACUUUGAUUUCAACCGAUUUCACUGUAUUUCAUCUAUUUCAAUUCGUUUGGCAGCGUAUGCGCAUGCGCGCCACGCACUUUUGUGCGCAGCACGCUCUGCGCAACUGACGGUUGGUUCACCACACCACUCAAGCCUCUCGAGUCGAUGACCGUUACGCCCCCGAGCUUCGUGUUUCAACAUCCUCCCUGCCUUUAUUGCCUCACUGAUUGGAUUUCAUGUACUGAUCAAGAUGAAUUACGCUGUAGUACAGUUUGGCGAUGGCUCAAAUGUGAAGAAGGUAGUCAAGUUGAAGAAUAUUCGCGACAAGAAAACGGGGAGAGCUCCGGAACCUAGAGCCGCUACUGAUUUCGACGCUCGAGAAAACGCCUAUGAAGCAAAGUGGCAGAAAAGUGGUUUAGAUGACGAUGGAUUCUAUCCAGCAUCAAUUAUGUGCCUCGCAGGGAGUUUGCAGGAUGCUUGUGCCAAAGCGAGGGAGAUGGGUGUGAAGUUUGUCGGUGAACCAAUGCUGUCCUUCUCAUCUCCAGCAGAGAGCGACAGUGGCUCAACGAGACGCCAUGGAAAGAAGAGUGUUACAGCUGAAAGUGGAGAAGGCAGCUCCAGAAGCCGGAGGAGUAGGUCAAGCGCAAACAAGUCUUUGAAGGUCAAGACUCAUAGUGAUGAUGACGAGAAAUGCCAAGUGCAAUCAAAGAAGCGAAAGGUUGAGAAUAAUUUAGGAGCAACUGUCCCCAAGAAGAAAGUUAAAAUUGCGGAGGAAAGUGAUACUUCAAAAUCUCAGCCACACGUAAAAAAACCUAAGCCAAAUCCGUUUGCUAAAGAUCCUGUUUUAUUACAAAGGAUGGAAAAAGCUCUUGAUAAUGCCAAGAAGAAUCUCCCACAAACAGCUUCGGAAAAGAGUAAACCAAUGGAGAGUGAGAAAGUGACCCUGGAUACAGCAAACAAAAAUGUCAAGCAGGAUAAACAUAGUGACACUGACGAUUUUGACACUACAAUGCCCUUAUCAGACGUGGAAUCGUCCGAUCAUAAGUCAUCUCCAUUGACAUUUCCAAGCAUUUUCAAAAAAGAUCAAAGUGGUAAUGCUAAAUUUAGUCCUUCAAAAUUAAGCUCUCAUCGUUCGUAUGCUGAAGGGAAUAAUGGCUAUGAUUCACAGGAUUUGCCAGCUAAGUCAUCCCCAGUUUCACAGCCAAACAGUCCCUCAAAGAAAAGUAAUUCAUUUGUUCUUCAAUCUCGACGACGCUCAGCAAGUGGUAGCUCAGAAAAUCAAUUUUCAGAUGAUGAAGAAAGAUGUAAGGAAGUUUCACUGACGUUUUCUCAGCUUCUUUCUGAGAUCCCUUCCUCAGACUCUGAGGAAGAUGUUUCCAUAAAAUUGAGCAAGGCCAAACAGCAGCUGCAGAGAAAGUUUGACAGACUUCACAAACUAUAUACUCACCUGGAGCAGCAAUAUCAGCUCUCCAGGGCAAGCUUACGAGUUGUCGACAAGGAAAGGCUUAGGUUGUAUCAAGAAAACCUUGAACUGAAAGACAAGGUGGAGAGUCUAAACAGCUCUCUCAGGCAAAUUAAGAGCCUCCUGAUUGGAGACAUGUCAGGUGCAGACAUGAAGACGGAUGAUAACGGAAAGGAGACAGGUGUUAAAGCAAAAAAGUUCCUUAAUUUUGGAUCUUCUGGUAUGAAAACUCCCUCCAAAGGAGACUUCUCCUCUGACCUUCUGGUGGGAGACUCCUCUACUCCAACUGCAAAAAAAAUAGUAACGGAUGAGUCAGCGGGGCAAAAGAACUCUGAGAACAAAAUAAAACUAUCUGAUUCAAAGGAGGAAAAAGAAGACUCUGGGAAGAAGAAAAAUAAGAGAGUCAGUCUAAUGAAAGACAAAGAAAUUGAUGCAGUCGCUACUGCUUUGAGUGAGCACCUGGAAGCUUUUCAGAAGGGUGAAAAGCUACCUUGUGAUUCUAAAGGAAUGUUUGAGAUAUGUGGCAUCAAAGUUGAUGGGGAGGGCUUCUUAGAAAAUAUUAGUAAGAAUGCUACUUCAGAUCUAAGUGUGAUGACUAGGCAGUUGACCACUCUUACGUGGACUGCCUUGGAGCGGAGGCAGAGGUCAUUGCUCGGAAGAAGUAGUAAUAGAUUCAAAGACAGCACUCCCAAGCAAGCAGCAACGCCAUCCAAAAUCAACUUUAUUUUAGGAUCUGUGAAAUUCUGUCUAAAGCAUAUGCAGAAUAUGGAGGAAAAUGCAAGUAUGGAAUCACUCCUGAAAUCACAGAAAACUGUUAUCGGUAACAAGCUGAACCAAGACGAUCAGAAGGUCAAACGCAAACCUGCUGAUUAAAUUAAUCCCUCUUAAAAACAUUAUGAAGGAAUAUUCAUAUUUUUUGUUUCUUUUUAUAUACCAAAUAAGACCAAGCUGGAUUUUUUUUUUUAUUCUUGUAGUAUCAAUACAAGUGCAGUUCAUUUAAAAUGUGAUUUUAUUUCAAACUAUUUUCAAUCAUUAACUGUACAGAAAACGAUCACCAGACUCAUUUGUUCAGGAUGAAUGUGGCGCAGCUUGACAGAAUCGGUUCCCGAGCAGUGUUUACGGAUCGGUGGGGUUGAUGUCUUUUGACAACCCGCCGGCUUGCGAGAGGACUCGUCGCUACACGACGAGCUGGCCGCUCCGCUGACUGCUGUGCGAGGGAGACGGGAGACGCUGUCCGAUUCGCACGCCGAUUCGUCGGGCUUGGCUUAAGACUGGGACCCCGACCGAUCCGGAAACACGGGUUCUGAGCCCCUGGUGAGUAGGCAACCCCUUCUACGUGGCGUUAGACAGUUUGCCUACCCACAAGUCUGCAGGCGCUAUCACCCCCUUUUAUGGGCAUUCAGCAUCGACAAUCCGCCAGGAAUGCGAAUUCUACACCAGCUAGUCGGCGGCCACUCUCAAUCCGAUCCAGAGUGCGCGCUCAACACUCAGAACUUUUCCGACGAUUUCUGAGUGCCCUUGUGAGUGCACUCUCAGCACCCUGCACUCAUAUUUUGUUUUUGAGUGUAGACUCACUCUCAAUCUCACACUCUCAGAUCCGCGAAAUUUGUUAGUGUAAAAUCACUCAGGAAUUUAUUCAGAGUGUGCACUCAGAACUCAGAACUUUGCACUCUGAAUUUCAGAGUGCAUUUUCAG
Frankliniella occidentalis (western flower thrips) is the source of this 3563-nucleotide messenger RNA. RefSeq names its product hepatoma-derived growth factor-related protein 2-like. The transcript is spliced from 13 exons. The record is from RefSeq and is a predicted model, not a curated record. Lineage: Eukaryota; Metazoa; Arthropoda; Insecta; Thysanoptera; Thripidae. Bases 657 to 2741 code for a protein of 694 amino acids.